AUGACAGAAUCGGCGGAGGAAUACAAGGAACUGAUCGGACAGUUUAUAGCCAAUAAUAAAUACAAAGUGAUUAAAUACAUGGCUUCGGGUUCUUUCUGUGCGAUAUUCAAAGUGAAAGAAAUGAACACAAAUAAGGAAUUGGUCGCCAAACUAGAGGCCGAAGAGACAGAUAAUCCUCAGUUAAGCCACGAGUUCCGCAUUUAUCAGCUCUUGAGGUAUGAGUGCAAUCACUCGGCGAUUCCCAAGACAUACUUCUUUGGCUCAUUUCUCACAUACCGGGCGCUUGUGAUGGAACAGUUCGGCCCUAAUAUCGCCACAAAGUUUCAAGAAUGCAAUCAAAAGUUUAGCGUAAAAACGGUCUCACUUUUGGCCAUUCAGUUGAUGGAUAUCUUUAAAUACAUUCACAGCAAACGUGUCAUCUAUAGAGACGUUAAGCCGGAAAACAUAUUAUUAGGUUUACCACAAACUCCGGGCGCAAACCUCUUGCAUAUCGUGGACUUUGGUUUGUCUAAGGAAUACAAAGACCGAAACGGUGUUCACAUCCCAUAUAAAGAAAACGUUGGACUCAACGGUACGGCAAGAUAUAUGAGUAUUAAUACACAUCUGUAUAGAGAGCAGAGCCGUAGGGAUGACAUGGAAGCGGUCGGACAUAUGUUGAUAUUGUUUCUCAGAGGAAGCCUUCCCUGGAGUGGACUCGACAUCAAAGACUCUGUGAAGAGGUUUAAGAAAAUUGGAGAAAUAAAGCAAAAAAUUGAAACAAAGAAAUUAUGCCUUAAUUUGCCGCAAGAAUAUGAGAUCUAUAUACGAACCGUUCGGUCGCUUCAGUUCACAGAAGAUCCCAAUUAUGAUGAAUAUAAGGAUAUGUUUGAAAAGAUUAUCACAAAAAUGGGCGAAAAAGUGGACAACAAAUACGACUGGAAUGACAGCAAACGUGUGACCAGAAGACCAUCAAAACCAAGAACUCCUUCAAACACUACUCUAAAUGAGAAAAUUAAUAAAUCAUAA
Messenger RNA from Medioppia subpectinata, 1005 nucleotides. The record is from the annotation of a GenBank genome assembly. Lineage: Eukaryota; Metazoa; Arthropoda; Arachnida; Sarcoptiformes; Oppiidae.